Messenger RNA from Podarcis lilfordi (Lilford's wall lizard), 327 nucleotides. Lineage: Eukaryota; Metazoa; Chordata; Lepidosauria; Squamata; Lacertidae. The record is from the annotation of a GenBank genome assembly.
AUGCUCGCCUUUUUAGGAAUGGGGCUCAGCAACCGGAAUAUCCCUCUCCCGGGGGCUGCAGAAAGCGAUCUCUGGUGGUCCCCCACGCCGCAGCCCCUUCCCCACGCCGAUGGCCACGUGCGCCGGAGAUCCGGCUCGAAAUUGGCAGCCACGCCGCGGCUCCGCUGCCCCUGCCAUGCUAUGCCCAAGUUUGCCGCUUCUUCUGCACGGUAUAGAAAGAAAGCAGGGGCGGGGAUGCAGCCACUCCAGGCGCGCCAUGCUAAUUUCCCAUGUGACGAGCCUCCCCGGCCGCCCUUCCCCGUUCCUCAGUCCUUAUAUGGGCAGUGA